GAGACCGCGGACACAGCGCGGCCUACAGACACCCGCGGAGGGGCGAGGGCGGCGGGGAAGCCUCCGAGCCCCGGGAUGGGAAAGGAUCCAGUGGUGCUGGCACUGACACCCGGCGCCGCAGCAGAUCGGGGAUAGCUGGAGAGCCGAACCGCCUGCCCGCGCAGCCCUGCCUGUCGGGAACAGCGCCCCCUGCCGGCCGCCAUGAGGAACGAACACCGCCAUGACGCCAGGGCGGCGCUGAUUGGUGCCCGCCUGACGCCGCAGAGAGGCGAAGGGGGGCGGGCGGUGAUUGGUCAGGAGGCCAAGGGGGAGGGACAAACCUGGCGCGUGCGCAGUGCGGGAAGAGUCCCGUGGCAGUGCCGGCACUUCCGGUCGCCAUGUUCCACUUCCGGGUCGCGCCAUCGCCCCUCGGCUGCCGCCUGCGCUGAGCCGCGACCGCAGCGCCCACGGAGCCGCCACGAUGAGGCUCUACAGCCUAAGUGUCCUUUACAAAGGUGACCCCAAAGUGCAUUUGCUCAAAGCUGCCUAUGAUGUGUCCACCUUCAACUUCUUUCAGAGAGCCAGUGUGCAGGAGUUCAUGACGUUCACGAGCCAGCUGAUCACGGAGCGCUCGGCGCUGGGCAGCAGGGCCUCGGUCAAGGAGCAAGAGUACCUGUGCCAUGUGUAUGUCCGGGGCGAUGGGCUGGCCGGAGUGGUGAUUGCAGACAAUGAAUAUCCUCAGCGGGUGUGUUUCACCCUGCUGGACAAGGUGCUGGAUGAGUUCUCCAGGCAGGUCAGUAAGAUGGACUGGCCCUCAGGGUCACCUGCCACCAUCAGCUACUCUGCCUUGGAUGGAUAUCUCAGCAAAUACCAGAACCCCCGGGAUGCUGACCCAAUGACCCGAGUGCAGGCAGAGCUGGACGAGACCAAAAUCAUUCUGCACAACACUAUGGAAUCACUGCUGGAGCGUGGGGAGAAGCUGGAUGACCUGGUCUCCAAAUCAGAGGUGCUGGGGGCACAAUCCAAAGCCUUCUACAAAACGGCCCGAAAGCAGAAUUCCUGCUGUGAAAUCAUGUGAUGUGGAGCCUGGGGUCUCCACCUCUGGACCACCAGCCCUCCACCCCCCUCCACAGCCACUCCAGGGGUGUUCCUGGGGCUGGGCCAGGGAUCCUUAGCCCCCUGGGCUGAUGUGACUGUUGUCCACCUUGAGGGGACACCAAUGCUGCCACGGGACUGGCACCCAUGUGGGGAGGUCCACACUGAAGACCCUCCACCCUCACUGUUCUGGGACAGCUUGGACCAGGAGGCACCCAGCCACACGCUGCCCUGCCUUCACACCCCCCGGGGAGCCUGGAGGAGCCCCCCACUGCUGUCCAGGGGGCUGAGGGGGCAGGCAGAGCCCCCUGUGCCAUUCCAGGGGCUGGGGGUCUUUUAUGUAUUUGUGUUCUAAGGGUGAGCUGGGGGGGGUGGGAGAAGGGGGGAAGGGAAAAAGGUUUCUUGGGUGGGGGGUGCUCACUGCCUGUUUGGGCAGCUUCUCCCCAUGCUGGUGAGCCCAGAGCUGUGUCCUGGUGCUAGGGGAGGGGGAGCUCACCAGCCUGCCCUGCACCUCAGGGCCCCUCCCCUGCUCCCACCAGCCAGGGUGGAGGGCUCAGCACCUGCCAGGGCCCAGCAGCCCUCACUGCCUCCUCUUCCUCCUCGGGAAAAGUUUGGCUUGGGCUGUACCUUGCAGUGCUCCAGUUGUUUCCGUGCCCUGCCUGCACUGGCCAGGGGAUAAAGUCAUCUUUGGCAGUUG
Messenger RNA from Oenanthe melanoleuca, 1771 nucleotides. It is a transcript of the gene YKT6, whose product is annotated as YKT6 v-SNARE homolog. NCBI's taxonomy places the organism in Eukaryota, Metazoa, Chordata, Aves, Passeriformes, Muscicapidae. Bases 461 to 1057 code for a protein of 198 amino acids. The record is from RefSeq and is a predicted model, not a curated record. Gene Ontology annotation, biological process: endoplasmic reticulum to Golgi vesicle-mediated transport. Gene Ontology annotation, molecular function: SNAP receptor activity. The transcript has 9 exons. Gene Ontology annotation, cellular component: Golgi apparatus.